Messenger RNA from Iphiclides podalirius (scarce swallowtail), 1173 nucleotides. NCBI's taxonomy places the organism in Eukaryota, Metazoa, Arthropoda, Insecta, Lepidoptera, Papilionidae. The record is from the annotation of a GenBank genome assembly.
AUGAUAGGCUACAGCCUUAUAGCUGCGCCCGGCACCAUUUGGAAGAACAAUAUAAAGAAGCUCGGCAGUGCAUUCAGACCGAGCACCGUUGAUGCGUUUCAGGUGAUAUUCAACGAUCAGUCCAGAAAGUUAAUCAUAAGUCUGGAGACUGAAGUUGAUAGCGGGCCAUUCGAAAUGCAACACAAGUACCUCACUAACGUAAUCCUCAGAGCUGUUUCCCAAACCGCCCUCGGUGUAGCCGUUGACAAUGUCAUAAUAGAUGAGAAGUUCACUCGUGCAUUCAUUCGAGCAUUGGAGCUGGUUGUAGACCGAACAACGAACAUUUUCCUACACUCCGAAGCUGUGUAUCGGUUGACACCGGCUUACAGAGAGUUCGAAAUGUGCGCAAGGAUCGUCUGCGGUAUUACGGAAAAAGUUUUAAGACAAAGAGUAUGCGACGCGGAAAGAAAAGGAAAUGUAGAUAGGAGAAUAGAUAGAAGUCAGGGUUCAGAGAAGGGUUCGAUGAAGUCGUUCCUUGACAUUCUUUUGGAGAUGAGGGAAACGGAUCCCACACUGACAGAAGAGCAGAUCAAACACGAAGUGACUACAAUUCUACUGGCGGGCCAGGAGACGGCAGCGUCUACUGUUAAUUUCAUAUUCCUUCUACUCGGAUGUAGACCGGACGUUCAGAGGAAAUUGUAUGAGGAAAUCCGCCACGUGUUUGGUGACACAAGGCGCCCUGUAUCAAAGGAAGACCUCGGCCGCUUGGUCUAUUGCGAGGCCGUCAUCCACGAGACGUUGCGUUUGUACCCGCCGGUGCCGGGCGUCCUGCGUUACGUGGACCACGACGUUGAGCUCAAUUCCUGUACAAUCCCUAAGGGAACGACGUGCAUUUUCAAUAUUUGGGGCAGCGGGCGCUCAAAGCACAUUUGGGGCCCUGACGCCCUGCUGUACAAGCCCGAGCGAUGGCUGGACCCUUCGACGGCCUCUAAACAUGUCAACGCCUUGCUGAAUUUCAGCGUUGGCAAGCGGAUUUGCAUAGGCAGACGUUUCGCCAUGAACUUCAUUAAGACGAUACUGGUGCAUUGCUUGACCGAGUACGAGUUUCUUUCGGAGGCCGACAAGAUGACCUUACAAAUGGAUAUUUUAUUGCGACCGAAGAGUGGGAAUCUGUUGCAAAUACGGCGAAGGGUU